UUCAUGCCUUGCUGCUCCUUUUACAACCAUAACUAGCAGACUCUGCAGCAUUUACAGUUAAAAAAAAAUACUUGGCUACUCUGUUUCUAACUUGACAGGCAAGAUGGCUGGUGGAAACAUGACCCUGGACUCUGUUGCAGUUCCAUCAAACCAGAGCAGCUGUGAUGUGUUUGUGUACCAAAGAGCCGCAGUGGUCCUUUUCCCCAUUUUCUACUCUGUGGUAUUCAUCAUCAGCACAUGCGGCAACAGUUUGGUUCUCCGUGUCAUCUGCCAGAGAAAACAGAAGUUCAACUCCACCUCCAUUUAUCUGGUCAACCUUGCUUUAUCUGAUGCUCUGUUCACACUGGCACUUCCUGGGAGAAUUACCUACUACAUCCGUCACUUUGACUGGCCUUUUGGUGACCUUCUCUGCAAAGUGACCACGCUUCUUUUCUUUACAAACACAUAUGCAGGUAUCGGCUUCAUGACCUGCAUCAGCUUGGACAGAUACCUGGCCAUGGUGCAUCCACACCGGCUGCAGUGUUUGAGGAGUGUAAAGGUUGUUCGAAGGGUGUGCUGCCUGGUCUGGGCUCUAGUGUUUCUGGAGGUGGCGCCUCUGCUGUUCCGCAGCAUGCUGCACGAGCAUCAGGGAAGACGAACCUGCAUGGAGUACUUCAACUUCGAGGGCUCCCGCUUCACUCCGUAUCUCCUGCUUCUGGCGUGCGUCGUGUCCUUCUGCUGCCCGCUUACCAUUAUCAUGUGCUGCUACGCCAAGAUCAACAUUAAACUGCGAGAUGCAGCUAAGAAGAACUCUGUAACUGGUCGCUCAAGGAGGAAUCACAGGGCCAACACUAUUAUUCUGCUGAUCCUCCUCACCUUCAUCGUAUGUUUUAGCCCUUAUCACAUCAAUGUCAUCCAGUUUAUGGCCAGAAAAAUACACCACCAGCCAACCUGUGAAGAACUGAGAGCCUUUAAGGUGUCUUUACAGAUUACCGUUUCGUUAAUGAACUUCAACUGCUGCUUGGAUCCAGUCAUCUACUUUUUUGCCAUUAAGACAUACAAGAAGAGGGUGAUGAGCCUGUUUAAAGACUAUCUCUAUACUUCCGGCGCCUCCUCCAAAAUGACAGCUGAGAACAGCAGCAGCAACACCUGAGAAACCACAGCUGAUUCUGCAAGAUGUACAUAUAGAACAUAUGCCACAGACCUAUUUUCCCAUGCUAAACAAAAAAAAGAAAAAGAAAAGGGCUUUAUUUUACGUAGUCUCUUCUGCUGAUGUGGUUUUUUUACAUGAUCCCUUCCAUCUAAAAUAUAUAUAAAUUGUGUAUGGACACAUGCAGUGUAUGUGCCUUAAUUUAGCUGUAAAAAAAAUUAAUUAAAUCCUUGUUCCGCUGUUAGUGUUGCACCCAGUAUUUGUUUGUACUGUAUAUAUUGCCAAGUAUUUUUGUUGUUGUUGUUGUUGUUCAUAUGAUUGCCUUUUCUUUUCUUCUUUAUGUUUUUUCUUAAUUUUUUUUAGUUUAGUUUUUUAAUUUGUUUGAUUUUGUUUUGCGGUUACAAUGUGUAUUCAGUCUAGUAUCAACAGCGUCAUACAGUAAUCGUAAAAGGAAGUUACUCUAAUCCAUGUUUUCGUGGUAAAAGGGAUUUUCGUAUAGUUAUGUAUUUGUGCAUUGUUAAGAAAAUUUCCCAACCUAUGGGUUUGUUUCCAAACUCUUUCUGAAAAUACUGUGGUCAUUAACGCAACACGGAAGCAGCUUGUACUUCCUUUUUUUGUUAGAGAAGCGCAUACCCAGCCAAGUCUUAGGUGAAAUUUUUCACUGUAAGAGGAACCAUUUGAGCAAAUUUGGAAAGCGUACGCUCCUGCUAUCAAAGAUGUUAUUCAUAUGAUCCCAGCAGUAUUACGUAUUUCACAAAAUGGAAGAACUGCGGGUAGGACAAAAUGAGAACAUGUCACACUUCUCUCUUUCAUACCCACAUCUGAGUUUUGUGUGGGAGUACUCAGAUGUAAAUCACCACUUCCUCACCCACCUUUCCUGCUCCCCUAUCAUAGGCCUCAUUCCUGCUGGGCUCCACAUCUUGUGGUGAGGGUACACUGUGUAUUUUGUGUGUGUAUGUGUGUGUGUGUGUGUGUGUGUGUGCCCCUUGCAAAUUUACGCAGGUGCACAUUUUCUGUUUAUAGCACAAAGCGUCAUAUUUAAAUUUAACCUUUCGCAUUUCCUGAGUUUUUCUGGAGAUGUUGCCCUUUAGUUUUACAUCGAAAACAAUGUGCAUGAACUAUUCCAUAAAGAAACAUUAAACUGCU
Oreochromis aureus is the source of this 2275-nucleotide messenger RNA. RefSeq lists its product as uncharacterized. Gene Ontology annotation, cellular component: membrane. Gene Ontology annotation, biological process: G protein-coupled receptor signaling pathway. The transcript is spliced from 4 exons. Bases 104 to 1132 code for a protein of 342 amino acids. The record is from RefSeq and is a predicted model, not a curated record. Lineage: Eukaryota; Metazoa; Chordata; Actinopteri; Cichliformes; Cichlidae. Gene Ontology annotation, molecular function: oxysterol binding; G protein-coupled receptor activity.